CACCGUCCAGGCGAAGCUACGCAAUCACGUUUGCGAAACGCGUUGACGUCAUAGCUCCAGGACGCCACCUACUGUUCCCCGGACAAGUGGUAGUUACACAAAGAUACAUAGCGGUCUGGCUUUGUGGCGACACCGUGCGGCUAAUGCCCGUCAUCUGGGCGAAAGGACAGCGUCUAUCCACCCACCACCCAAUAGGAACACACCAAGGUCGAGUAUACUUCUGUGCUCGAAACACGUUCCACUCUGCAAACAGAGGAUGAGCCAGCCCAAGAUAUCCCUAUGACUACGGAAGUGCACUACAUGAAAUACAAGAUGAUGGGCGAAGAGCAAGACCUAACCGACCUUCUGGCCAGAAAAGAGAAAGAAUGGAAAGAGCUGCAGCAACGUCAGAUCCUUUUCCUUCAACAGAACCUCAAGGAAACGCAGAAGAACCUGCAGGAGCAAAAAGAUAAAUUUGAUAGGCUGAAGAAGGAUUUCACCCAUAACUUCAAGGUGCUGGCUGAGAGAGAACGUGAGCUGGAGCGGUACGAAGCCAUGUUCUCCCAACUGAAGGUGGUGGAGAAUUCGAAGCAGUCCGAGAUAAGCGACUUAAGAGUACAGAUUGAAAAGCUUCAGCAAGAGAUGCAGAGAGAGAAGAAGAAUUUCAGUGAUUUACAGAGUCAUUAUCAGAGGAAAAUCAAAGAGCACCAAAUAGAACUCGAUCGAGUAAACAGCUCUAAAAAUAGCAAUCUCGAUCGGCUUCUGGAGGAGUAUGAGAAAGUAAAGCGUGAGCUCGAGAGGAAAAUUGAAGAGGUCCAAGGAGAUCUGACCCUACAGAGACAGGAACUGGCUUUGGAGUUUGAUUGCGAAAUGAAGAAACGUGAACAUGAGUUUCGUGUACAUCUUGAUGAAAUGAGCACCACGGUUCUGUCUCACGAGCUCAAGGUGAAGUUGCUGACUAAGGAAUUGGAUAUUUUGAGGGAAAUGGAACUAAAAGGCGCUGAGUCUCUCCAGCAAGAGGAAUCAGCCAACCAUAAACUGCAUGAGGCCCUGAGACAAAAAGACUUUGAAAUGAAAGAUUUUUUGGCGGUUAAAAAGGCACGAAUAAAAGAGCUGGAGGGUAACGUGCAGAAAUUGCAGCAUCAGCUGGAAAGACAGGAGAAAACUUUUCAACUGAAACACGAGAAGCUAGACCGCUGUGCACGGGAGAAAGAAUCAGCACUGACUUUGAUGAAGGAAGCUCACAGUGAACAGAUCCAGCUGAUGGAGAAUCAGAAGAAGGAGCUGCAGAGGUGUGUGGAAACCCUGCAGAUGGAGCAGCACAGGGCAACAUGCAAUCAUCAGGCUGUACUGGAAGAGAAGGACAGCACCAUCACAACGCUCAAGGAUGAUGUGGACACAUUGAAGACUGGUUGGGAUUCAUACAUCACCCAAGUGUCUCAAGACACUGUAAGCAAAGAUCUUCGGAUUCAGUCCCUGCAUGAGGAGGAGGAAAAGCUGAAAGCGCAGAUAGCCAAAUACCAGAAGGACAUAGAACGGUACCAGCAGCAGUUGGCGGGUUCGGUGGAACGGGAGCGUCUGUUGGAACAGGCCAGGGUGCAGGUGGAGCUGGACUGGCAGAAGCGCUGUGAAGAAAUAGAGAAAACCCAGUAUCAGAAAUCAGAGGAGUUGAUUGAGGGUCUUGGCAAAGCCAAGGAUCAGCUGGAAGCUGAACUAAAGGAAACGGAAAGAAGACUGAAUGAGCUGCAGCUUGUAAAUUCCACUGUGACCUGGGAAAGGGACAGGGCUGUGGCCACUAUCAGGAAGCAAGGAACAUUGACUCACAUAGGAGAACAGACACAGGAAGCCAUGCCAGAUUUUGCAUCAAGUGAGAUUCAGAAAUUGCAGGAGCAAAAUUCAGAACUGCGUCAGGUGAUCGGCCAGAUGAGGAAGGAGAUGGAGAUGUUGUGCGAGCAAAUGUCACCUGGAGCUGCUGAACGGACAGAACCUCUAUCUGGCAACACCUAUGGGACUGUGCCCUCUGCUGAUUAUGUGAAGUCUCUGGAGGAGGAGAUCAAGGAUUUAAAACAAAGAAAUAGGGAGAUGGAAGAGCAGCUUCAGUUGGCUCCGUCAACUAAAGACUCUCCUGAUCCACCAGCAAGUGCAAAACCGGUGCUACCUGACAACGUCUACAUCCAAACUCACAUCAGGAACUUAAAUGAGACCAUAGGUGCUUUACGGGCAGAUAAAGUGGCUUCUGCAGCAGCUGCUAAGAGACUGGAAGCCAGAACAGCCCACCUGGACGCAAUGGUUGCUGAGCUUAAUCAGAAGGUCCAGCAGAAACAGGCAGAAAUCAAUCAGCUUCAGUUUCAGGUGAGCAAUGACACUCGUCACAGCCAGGCCACCAUCUCCAGCCUCCAACAGAGACUGUCUGAACUGGAACUGCAGCUCAGUGAAGCCCGGAAAGAGGCUGAAGAAUAUUUUAAAGGCAACCUGAAGCAAAAUCUGGAGACAGUUGGACUAGGAAAUGAGGUGUGUGCACUGAAGCUGGAACUGGCCAGUCAACGAGUCCCUGUGGUGCUCAGCGAGAGUGAAGCUGUGAAACAGCUACGUGAAGAGGUACUGACCCUCCAGCAGCAACUGGCCGCUCUUACAACAUCGGGUCACGGACUAACCAAUCCUUACAUACUAAUGAAUAAACUGAAAGAAGCUUUGAAAAAAAAUUCUCAGCUCAGCAUGGAGAAACAACAACUGAUUGAAAUAGGGAACCGACUACAAGCAGAGCUGGCCUCAGCAGAAGUAAAGACUUCUAAACAUUUGGUUACCGUAACAUCACCCUCCAAGAUUCAAGCACCAGAACCUCAGGGCCGCCUUUCAGCACUAGAGAGUCUUCAAUACCAGCUAACAUCACAGGAGUUACAGUUUGCUCAGUACCAGAAAAUUCCCAGAGUGUCUGCAGAUGAUCAUACCACUACCAGAGCCAAACCCCAAUGGCACGGUGACAGCUCUGCAGUGCAGACUACUCAAGCAAAACCAACACAUAAAGAGAACCUGUUACAAUCACCCAGUGUGAAUCACGUGAGCAGCGCCCGUUCCUUGCGUUCAGCAGCCUCACUGACAGAGGGCGAUACAUCUUUGCAGGAAGUUUGGAAGAUAUUGGACAUGGGGUCAAGUCUGUCUCUCCUCAGCUCCCAGGAAGCAACUGAGCAAGCACUCCCUGGUAAGACUCAGACGGGUAAUCACAAGAAAGGCCCUCCUACUGUGACACCACAAACUGCAAUUAGGAAAAGUCCAGACAGGACGGGACGACCAGUGACGGCAAAGCACACGAGGGGCAGAGGGACACACAGCACCUCUAAAAUCCGCAACUACAAUAUAAGAGACUGAGCAGAUCCUCCCAGAGAACGGCACUUACUCUGAGUCUAUCCAAUGGAUAGUUUUUAUGUGUCAUUAAAUUUUAUUUUGUUAUAACAAU
Messenger RNA from Rana temporaria (common frog), 3433 nucleotides. It is a transcript of the gene CCDC57, whose product is annotated as coiled-coil domain containing 57. The record is from RefSeq and is a predicted model, not a curated record. NCBI's taxonomy places the organism in Eukaryota, Metazoa, Chordata, Amphibia, Anura, Ranidae. The transcript has 20 exons. The coding region runs from base 280 to 3345 and encodes 1021 amino acids.